AAAGCACCAGUCAAGCUUGACUCCAUUAUGACCGUUGUAGAGGCUAAAAAUCUCCGUUUUCAGCUCAAAAAGCAUCAAGAUUCUUCCACAUUUCCUGAAGCCUUCUUACAAAUAGCAUUUGCAGAUGUUGUAAUUCUUAACAAGGUUGAUAUGGUUUCUCCAGAUGUUCUAGAAGAACUAGAGAAAGAGAUACAUAACAUUAAUUCACCAACUAAUAUAGUUCAUUCUAUGAGGUGUCAAGUAGAUAUGUCUAUAGUAUUAGAUUGCAAAGCAUAUGAUGAUUCACAUGUUGCACACCUGGAACAAUUACUAGAAGAAAAUAAAUCACUAAUAACAAAAGAUCUUCAUGAUAGUGGUGUUAGGACUAUGUGUAUUUGUGAUUCACGCCAGCUUGAUCUUGAUAAAGUGCGUUUAUGGCUUGAGGAGAUUCUAUGGGAUAUGAAAUAUGACAUGGAUGUUUAUCGAUGCAGAGCUGUUUUGAAUGUUGUAAACUCUGAUGAACUUCACAUAGUACAGGCUGUGAAGGAGAUUUAUGAAAUAGUUCCCACACGAAAACAGAAAAUCCAAGAAGAUAAAACGAAUAAAAUCAUGUUCAUAGGAAGGUCACUGAAUGAGGAUAUUCUUAUUGAGUCUCUUAGAGGUUGUGCUUUGACUGUGUGUUAAUUGUUUUACUAGUAUGAAAUUUUAUAACUGUUAUUUAAUUUAAUUUAUAUUUUUAAUGAGGUGGUGCGAUUUUAAGACUAUAAAAAGUUUUAAAUUUAUACAAGAAAAUCAUAGCUUUCUUUCAAUUUUUUUUU
This is a messenger RNA of Lactuca sativa (garden lettuce), 797 nucleotides long. RefSeq lists its product as uncharacterized. Lineage: Eukaryota; Viridiplantae; Streptophyta; Magnoliopsida; Asterales; Asteraceae. The record is from RefSeq and is a predicted model, not a curated record. Gene Ontology annotation, cellular component: cytoplasm.